UUUUGCAGUAGCUACAAACACUAGCUCUCUCUCCUCUGUGUUUUUGUUUUGCUUUUCUCUCCGCCUCCUUAGCCUCUGCUUCUGGGCGACUUUCCCUUUCUCCGCCGCAUUUACCUCCCUCUCCCUCUCCCUCUCUCUCUCUCUCUCUCUCUCUCUCUCUCAGUAUUUAUACACAAAAAUCCCCCCUAACCCUAAUAAACUUCACCUCCUAUUUCGCUCCUACUCUUCACCAUCAUCUUUCUAUGCAUGUUCCAUGCCUUUUGCUUUCCGGCGAACAAAUCGAAACCCAUCUAAAAAACCCACCAGUUUAAUUGCAUGAGCUUCUCAUCCCCUUAAACUGAUAAAAAAAAGAAAGAAAAUCCAUCCAUCUUCAAGACUUGAAGAAGAAGAAGUAAAAGCGAAGAAGAUACAAGAUGGCAUCAUCAUCGAAUUCUCCAUGCGCGGCGUGUAAAUUUUUGAGGCGGAAGUGUCAACCGGAGUGUGUUUUUGCUCCGUAUUUUCCACCGGACCAACCUCAGAAAUUCGCCAACGUGCACAAAGUUUUCGGAGCGAGUAAUGUAACGAAGCUUCUGAACGAGUUGCAGCCGUCGCAGCGGGAAGACGCCGUGAAUUCUCUUGCUUAUGAGGCCGACAUGCGUCUCCGCGAUCCCGUGUACGGCUGCGUCGGAGUUAUUUCUUUCCUGCAGCACCGUCUCCGCCAGCUGCAGAUGGAUCUCCGCUGCGCCAAGUCCGAAUUAUCAAAAUAUCAAAACCUCGGCAUCACCGGCCACGCUGGACUCAUCGCGGCCGCGGCUGCAGCUGCCACCACCACCCACAACCACAACCACCAUCAUCCCAACAUGGGCAUCAAUCUGAUUGGCGGCGGAGGUGGCACCGGAGGUGGAAAUGGAUGUGAACAUCACUUUCAUCACCACCAAUUCUUCCCUAGAGAGCAUCAGCAGCAGAUGAUAAGGAGCUUCGACAACGGCAACAACUACGACUCCAGCCUUCUUGCCAUGAAUGUCUCCGCCAGCAUUGGCCAACUGAGUCAGUUCCAGCAACCUAGGGCUGCCGCCGGAGACGACCGCCUCACCAUUGAUCCAUCUUAGGGUUAGGGUUUCUGUGUUCCCUUUCACCCAUAAUUGUCAUAGGAAUUAAUUGAAAACUUGAAUUUCAUAUCAUCAUCUUCCUUGUGCGGAUCAAAACUUAUUCUUAGAAUCAAUUUUAAUAUCAAUAGUUACUAUUAUUAUUAUUGUUGUCA
Molecule: messenger RNA, 1240 nt
Organism: Mangifera indica (mango)
Lineage: Eukaryota; Viridiplantae; Streptophyta; Magnoliopsida; Sapindales; Anacardiaceae
Product: protein ASYMMETRIC LEAVES 2-like
Exons: 2
Coding region: 414-1088 (224 amino acids)
Source: RefSeq, a predicted model, not a curated record